AUGGGCAUCCCACACUCACUCUUCGAAGAGAAGCUAGGAGAACUAAAGGCCGCAAAAGGGCUGAACCUGGAUACCAACCUCACAGCGGCUGAUCUUAAGGAGCUAGUGGCUCAGUAUAAGAAGGUAUACAUUGAAGCCAAAGGCGAACAGUUCCCCUCAGGUAUGGUCAACCUUAACUUAGUUUUAUUUUUUUGAGAUUAUUAACAUAGCACAUAUUUCAUUCUUAGAUGCUUCACAUUUAUUUGUUUUUCUCUUUUGCAUCUUGGUAUAAAAUUUGUUAAAUGGCUGUCAAAGCAACUCUUUAUUUUCUUAGAAACUAUCUCACAGCUAUGAAUUCUUGAACGUGACUUGUGUAUUUUUUGUUCACUACCAUUUUAAGGAGUGCAUGGAAAAAGGAAUGAGUAUCAAUCCUCUCACCCUUAACCAUUUUCUGCUUAAUCUCUUUCGAACACUCUCCGCUUUGUGAUUAUUUCUAAUUCUUGCAUCUCCUUUAAGUCAUUAUUCAUCCAUCCCUGGAUUCUAAGUGCUACUUAUUGUCGAGGCUAACUUGACAAGUUCUUUGGAAUCACCUAGAUAGUUUUCCUUUUUUGUGAAAUUAUGGAGGAAAUACAGACUUUAGUUCUUCGCUGAUGACAUUUUUGUAAUGAGGAAACUUAUAUUUAUUUUUUCUUCUGUUGGACUGCUGUGAUGGUCAGAACUUAAACUAGGUCGGAUUUGACAUUUUCAAUCUUUUUGCAGAUCCAAGGAAGCAAUUAUACUUGGCUGUCCUAGCAGUUUUCAAUUCAUGGGAUAGUCCAAGAGCUAUCAAAUAUAGAAGCAUCAACCAAAUAACAGGAUUGAAGGGAACGGCUGUCAAUGUUCAAUGCAUGGUGUUCGGGAACAUGGGAAGUACUUCUGGAACUGGUGUUCUCUUCACAAGGAACCCAAGCACAGGAGAGAAAAAGCUCUAUGGCGAGUUUCUCAUCAAUGCUCAGGUCUUACUCUUGCCAUCAUUUUAUUUUAGGGAAAUAGAGAUUUUUCAGUUAUUAGGUUUAAAUGACUACAUAUUAGAGGCAUGUUCGUCAGAAUGGAUUCACUAUUUAAUGUGCAUAGAUUACGUCAAGAGUGCACUUGACUUCCAACUACAUAUCAUCGCCAUUUGCACGAAAUCAAAUACUAUUCAGUGAAUAUUUUCAGAAAUACAGUCUUCUGUUUUGAAAGACGACAGAGGAGCAUUUUAAACCCUUUGUUCCAGUCUAGUUAGAAUCAGCCCCAGACAUGCUGAAUCAGUAUGUGCUCAUGUCAUGCCUGAUUUAUAUCCUAAUUAUGGACACUGUGUAUCCAUUAUGAUAACAAGCUUAUUUCUCUUUGGGAACUUCAUACAUGCAUGUUGUAUAAGCUUUCUUUAUGACAUUGGUGGGCUUCGAUCUUCUAUGACCGUUUCAUGUUCAACGAAUCUAAAUAUUACGGUUGCAGGGAGAAGAUGUUGUAGCAGGAAUCAGAACACCAGAGGAUCUGGAUACCAUGAAGCAGUGCAUGCCUGGAGCCUAUGAAGAGCUUGUGGAGAACUGCAACAUCUUAGAAAAGCAUUAUAGGGAUAUGAUGGUCUGUGUACCUGAUUCUUGAAAACACUCUUCGUCUUUUUGGUCUGUCCAUUAUUUUUGUUUAUCGCGGGAAAAUUAUUAUAUGGCUGCAUUUUAUGCUUUUUCUUUUGCCUAAAAUGACCACAAAAUGCACGUCAAGUCUUGAAUGAUGUAUUUUUCAUGUUGAAAGCCUCUGUGUCAAUGAUGACAGGACAUUGAAUUUACUGUUCAAGAGAACAGACUCUGGAUGCUGCAAUGCCGGUCAGGAAAGCGCACUGGGAAAGGAGCUGUGAAGAUUGCAGUGGAUUUGGUCAAUGAAGGCCUUGUUGAUAUUUCGUCUGCUAUAAAGAUGGUGGAACCAGGGCAUCUUGAUCAACUUCUCCAUCCUCAGGUUCUCGAAAAAGCAUAAUCAUAUACUGAUUGAUAGAAAGCGCUAUUAAUUUUUGUUCAGUCAUCACUCACUGUGGUGGCUCUCAACAAAAAAUAAGUUAACGGUGACAGAAAUUUUCAGACUACAGUGUAUUUUUAUUUCUUAUUAAAUAUGAUGUGCUAUAUAAUGAGCACAUCUGGGUUAUCCCACUUUGACAUAUUGUGGUGAAUGGUUCAUCCUCCGGAGAUCAGCCCCAUCCCUUGACUUUGCCGGAUUGGACAGAGCCAACUGCUUGGAAAACGUGCCAGACCAUGUAUUAAAUCAGAGACAACAUAGACAAGCUUACUUUUUCUUUAGACAUUUCAGAUUCAAGACUAAUAUCUGGUUGAGUCCCUUCCGCAUUAUUUAAUGUGCCUAUAUCGAUUUUUAAUUCACUAUUUUUCUUAGUCCUAUUAUUCUAGAAGUUUAGCAGAAAUCCUAUUCAAUGUGCCUUCUGCGUUAUUAUUUUUCCGAUCAUUCGCCUUAAUUUUCUUACUUAUGUAUUUCAGAAAUUUUCUUUCAUACUUUCAUAUUUUUAUGAUUCUUUGAUGCUGCCCAUCUUUCAAUUACUGGUCUCACAUGAGUAUAUUCACGCUUCUCACCCCUAAGAUUUUUCAUUUUGCCUUUUUAGUUUGAAGACCCCUCAUCAUACAAAGACAAAGUGAUUGCUACAGGCCUGCCUGCAUCGCCUGGAGCUGCAGUUGGUCAAGUUGUUUUUAAUACUGAAGAUGCCGAAGCGUGGCAUGCUCAAGGAAAGGAUGUUAUACUGGUAUUUCUCCCUCCCUGGACAUUGAUACAUGAAGCUUCAACUUCUGUCUCUUUAAUUAUCUACUUAUUGAAUAUCUCAGAAUUGAAUCUUAUGAUUUCUAGUCAUAUUUCAAGAAGAAAUGCCAUAUUGGCUCGGCCUUGUUUAUCUUGUUUGACUUGUUAUACCUCUUUUCGUGUGUUUUUAUAUAUUUUUUUGGCAGUGAGUUAUUAAAGGUUUAACACUCUCUAAACAUUAUUAUCAUUGCUUCAUCUCGGGGGGGGGGGGGGUUGUAGCUUUCUUUAAGAUUUCCAGUAUACUGCUAUUUAACUCUGGAAAUCGUUUGAAUUUCUUGACAACUGUGACAUGCUUCAAGCAUUUAAUCACUUUUCUUGAGUGUCAUCUGUGUACUGAAGGUGAGGACGGAGACUAGCCCAGAGGAUGUUGGUGGUAUGCAUGCAGCUGCCGGAAUUCUUACAGCGAGGGGUGGGAUGACGUCUCAUGCUGCAGUUGUAGCUCGUGGGUGGGGAAAAUGCUGCGUGUCAGGAUGUUCUGACAUUCGUGUGAAUGAUGCUGAAAAGGUGAAUUGUGGACACUUCUAGUAUUUCGGGAAGUAUGAAGGUCUUUCAUAUCGAUUGCCUUCAAGAAAUAAUUUCUUCCCCUAUUUUAUUGAUAGUUGACUUUUGCUAUCCUUUUUAGACAUCACUCCCUGUGCUGCUUUCCCUUGGAAAAUCGAGUAUAAAUACGAAGGACAUUUGCAUCCUUGUUCUGCAGGUAGUCAUUAUAGCGGACCAAACGAUACAAGAGGGUGACUGGUUGUCGCUGAAUGGGUCCACCGGAGAAGUAAUAAUAGGAAAACAACCACUAUCCCCCCCUGCUUUAAGCGGUGACCUAGGGGCCUUCAUGACCUGGGUUGAUGGGAUCAGAAAGAUGAAGGUACAAAUUUCUCUACCUAUUAAACUCUUCUUAGUAGUUGCUCUCCCCUCACGUCAUUAUAUCUAAUAAUCACGUUUCGCUCAUGUACAAGAAAAUAUUGGAUAUGCCAAAAUUUUAAACGAUCGUGAAGAUUUGCUUAAGUGGUUCUCAAACUUCAUCAUUCCGUGAAAAACUUAAAGGCGUAUUCUUGAAGGAAUGAUGGAACAUGUCCUGAAAAACAACAGAGUUAUGUCUUUUCAGGAGGAGAUACCAUCAUUUAACCUGUUCACAAAAUGGAUAGCGUGUCUUUAUUUUUUGUCGUAAAUAUUUUAUGAUGUCAUACUUGUUUUUCUGAUAGGUCAUGGCCAACGCUGACACACCUGGAGAUGCACUAACAGCAAGGAACAAUGGAGCUGAGGGUAUUGGACUUUGCAGGACAGAACACAUGGUAAAUUAUAUCUUCCUUGCCUGUCAAUGUAAAAGAUAAAGAAAAGAUAAAAAGAUGUGUCCAAUAUUUCCAUUUUGGAGUAGCAUGAAAUAGCUGAUGGCCAUCAUACCUCUCCAUUUUUGUUGUAGUUUGGGCCACAUGGUAAAAAACUAUGCCUCAUUCUCUUUGGAGAGCUUUUUUCUAGUUUUCACUGCAUAUUGGAAAUAAAUUAAAGACGAAGAUAUGUUCUCCAUCUAAAGUUAAUUGAUAGUAUAGAGAGUAGUGAAACUGAUGAUAUAUUAUCCUGGAAAGUUCUGAACGUUUGAUCACUUUGUGAUACGCCCAACUUUUUAGUUGAAGUUUUUUGUUAACCAUAUAGAAUUUCGGAAGAGCUGCACGAGAACUUUGAGAGAGCUUCAUGAGAACUUUAUGCUUAAUGAACUCUAAUUUCGAUGUACCAUGUACGGGUUGCAGUUCUUUGCUUCAGAUGAAAGGAUUAAGGCUGUGAGACAGAUGAUAAUGGCAGCAACCAUUGAACAAAGGAAAGCGGCAUUGGACCUCCUCUUGCCUUAUCAGAAGUCUGAUUUUGAAGGCAUUUUCCGGGCAAUGGAUGGUAAUAUAGCGCUCUUACUUAAGUACAAAGUCGAUUCUCAAUUUUCUGUCAUAUUUUUUUUUUCUUUUUUGAACGCUUACUUUUCGCGCUCAAAUUUGCCAUACAAGCAUUAGCAUUCUCAUUUACUGUCCAAGAUGAUGGAACGUUCACCAUCCUUGCUUGAGAAUAAGUUGUGGUUGGCGUAAAUUCUUCAAGUUAUUCCCAUUCCUUAUUCGUUGUGCUAGGAGACUAUUACUUGUAGAGGUUCAUUUGAAUGGUAAUUUUGUAUGGUUAGAUUGUGGAAUCGAGUGUGUGUGUGUGUGUGUGUGUAUGCAUGUAUGUAUGAAUGUAAAUCACUUCCUGUGACAUGUUUCUUCCCUCGGAAAUAGAAAUCCUGAGUCACUCCCAUUCUUUCUUGAAGUGAGACCCUCCAUCACUGCGGAAUGUUAUCCACAGCCAUGUUCGUAUUGUUCCUUUUUUAAGUGAUUAAUCGCAAUACGAGUUGGUUCGAAAUUGUCAAGAUUUAUGGCUUUAAUGAAAAAAUCAUGUAAAGAAUUUUCAUCACCAUCCUGGUAGAAAUUGUUCCUUUUUUAACUGUAGGCCAACUAGUCUGUGAGGUCUUACCAUACGAACUCAUUGUCAUGAGGCAAUUUGUUUUCAGUGGGCUACAUUACAGUGUGUUCAUCACUCACAACUGUAUGUUUUAUAAGUUGUUGUGUUCUUAUUUAAUAAUCUGCCAUCUUUUAUUCGAUGCAGUAGCCCAUCAAUACAUAUCCAACUUGUGGAGUCAUUUUCUAAUUUCUGUUGGUUCACACCAACCAACAUUCAUGCCAAAGUAAUAUGUGUGUUGUUUCUUUCAUGGGUUAUUUCGUGGGCUAGUUGCAGAAAUAACUUUAUUUUAUACCCCAAUAAAUUUAAUAGUUCUUUAACUUUUCAGGUCUUCCAGUAACAAUUCGACUGUUAGACCCUCCACUUCAUGAGUUUCUCCCAGAAGGUGAUAUUGACGAAAUUGUGACCCAGUUGGCAUCAGACACAGGCAUGACCGAGGAUGAAAUUUUCACUAGAAUUGAAAAGUUAUCUGAAGUAAAUCCCAUGCUUGGUUUCCGUGGUUGCAGGUUUGAAUUGCCACCAUGAUUCAUUUUAUUUAUAUUAUUAAGUUUCAGUUUUGUGUUUCAUGUUUGAGCCUUACAAGCUUGCGGUAAUCACCAACCGUUUGCCAAUGAGCCCUCAUCUGAUGAGAUACCUCGUUAUCUUCUUAAAUUUUGUUGGUAUUGUCCAUAUUAUGUUCAAGAUAAGACAUUUCACCUUUUUAGUACGCUCUCCAUUUUUUAGCAAAUUAAAUCCACAUGUUUUUGAUGAAAGGAAAUACUACUAUUCGAUUCAGUAAAUUUACAUGGGCAUCCAUCAGUAUUAAAGGCAGACAACCUGAGCUCAAUAAUACGUGAUAGAAACCCUUAUUGCAGCGUGCAUUAGCACCUCAGCCUGACCUAUCAUGGUUUUUCUUCAGUCUGCUUACUUUUUCUGCGAAGACCGUAAGAUCCUUGGGUUCAGUAGUUGUAAAACUGGCCCAUAAUCAAUGAGAUUUACCUUUAGAAUAAGCAUAUUCUUCCUGGACAUGGAGAAAGACGAAUGUCUUCCGAUCAGUACUUUUCAACUAGAAUGCAAUCGACAAGAUUUAUCCUAUAAGAGUAAAUCCAACUUGAAAUCUAUUUUUCUCUUAAAUUAUUUUCUGAUCUGCAUAUAAAGAGAGCCUUCCACGCGUUAUUAUGUUUAAGCCAGGAAAAAUAUGUUUCAAACAUCCAAACGCCGAUACUCAUAACCCUGUUUCAGAGCAUUGGUGAUCCACUGCUGUUUGGGAACAUUUGCAAUAAAGUAAUUCCAUUUCUCACUUUGUUCUUUAGGCUUGGAAUAUCAUACCCGGAAUUAACCGAAAUGCAAGUUCGUGCCAUCUUUGAGGCAGCGAUCUCGGUGAACAACCAGGGUUUCAAAGUCCUACCUGAAAUAAUGGUCCCUCUGGUUGGGACACCGCAGGCAUGUUUUGCCGUAUUCCUCUUCUUUCUCUCUCUCUCUCUCGCUCUCGCUCUCUCUGAAUAUGUGUGGACCGAUCCUACCUCUCUCUCUUUACUCUCCAUUUUCUCUCUCUACCAGAGUUUCGUGUGAGUUUUCAACCUACUUAUGGCUGCUUAUGCUCCUCCUGGCUGUUGAAACCCACUAAUGGCAGGAGUUAGGGCAUCAGAUGAAUGUCAUAAGGAGCACUGCUGAGAAAGUAUUCUCUGAAGCGGGCUUCUCAAUCAGUUAUAAGGUUGGAACCAUGAUCGAAAUCCCAAGGGCUGCGCUUGUAGCAGACGAGGUAAUUCACAAAGCUUGUGCAACUUCUCCUAUUCUUCUUCAUUACGAACGGGUCCGUUCCCAUAGAUUCGCCUCCUUCCGCUCCAUAUGUUUCUCUCCACCGCAGGGAAAAUAGCUUCUCAAUUGGUCCAGACGACCACAGAUGCCCUUGUUCGCUGAUGCAAUAAAAAUAUGGUGAAUGUGGUCAAGAGAAUGGCCUCCUCUUAGCCAGCGCAUAAAAUCUGAAAAACUUAUUUCAUGCUGUCAUCGAUCUUCUUCCGUAAAUGUGUGCUCUCCAUCAUCGCAGUCGAGUACAUUUUUGCUUUUCCUUCAUUGAAAUAUGCCCCCAUUUUCUUCGACAGAUCGCGGAGCAAGCGGAGUUCUUCUCCUUCGGUACCAAUGAUCUCACUCAAAUGACCUUUGGAUACAGCAGGGACGAUGUGGGCAAGUUUCUCCCCAUCUAUUUAUCCAAGGGUAUCCUCCAGAGUGAUCCAUUUGAGGUAAAUUCCAUCUUUACAUGCCGGGCCCUUGAAAAGACUAGUAAUACGUUUCACAAUUCAUGCGCUCCGGAUUCAUCUCGAUGCCAUUAGUAUACUUCUACGUAAAUAUCAUCGGAAAUAACCGCAUGGUAACCUGACGACUACAUAUAAUGCUGCAUUUAUUAUGUUAGUCGAUCGAUUGGUUUCUGUGCCCCUCACGUUGACUUUCAAAUGGAGAUUCCUCAGCCCAGAAUGAAGUUCAGCUGACACAUGCUACAGCUUUCUAUGGUCUUUCGUAAAUGAGUUUAAAUGAGUCGCCGGCCAUUAAAUAGCCUCUUCUAGGUGAAAAAUAUAUCAGGGUCGCUGAAACGCUUUGCCCUUUUAGCUAUGAAUUCCAACUCCGUAGGACACACACACAGGCCGAUCAGUUUUCCAUUGGAAAACGAAGACCAUGGGCUCAAACUUACGGCUCCAACGUUUUUCACGGACCAGGUUCUGGAUCAGAAGGGAGUGGGUCAACUCAUCAAGUUGGCCACAGAGAAAGGUCGCAGCGCCAGACCUGACCUGAAGGUUGGUUCCUAGUUUCUUAGACCUCUCUCUCUCUCUCUCGCUCUAUCUAUUCUGUGUCUUUCUCUUUCUAUUCUUUCUCAAUCUCUAUCUCUAGUGGGUUCUCCUAUCUCUGCAAGAUCUCCAGGGCGAUGGCUGAUGAUGAUGAUGUGAAAACAGGUGGGAAUAUGCGGAGAACACGGAGGGGAGCCUUCGUCCGUUGCGUUCUUCGCCGAAGCUGGACUGGACUACGUUUCGUGCUCCCCAUUCAGGUCCUCCACCGCCCCCAUUCCUCUGAAUGUCGACCAUCUCCUACCCGGGGCCCUGCACUCUCUUCACUUCAUCUGCAAGUUCUCACGCGAUCUCCCUCUCCUCCUGCUGCAGGGUUCCCAUCGCGAGGCUGGCGGCUGCGCAGGUAGUCGUUUGA
Molecule: messenger RNA, 8430 nt
Organism: Spirodela intermedia
Lineage: Eukaryota; Viridiplantae; Streptophyta; Magnoliopsida; Alismatales; Araceae
Source: the annotation of a GenBank genome assembly